AUGGGUGUUCAGGGACUCUCCACUCUGUUGGAUACCUACCGGCAGAUCUACCGGGAGGUCCAGCUCAUGAAGCGCCGGCUGGUGAUCGACGGCUGCAACCUGCUGUACCUGAUGUACUUCAGCUCAGGUCUGGACCAGAACCACGGUGGGGACUAUGCCGCCUUUGAGGACCAGAUCGAGAGGUUUGUCAACGCCCUCAGAGACUGCGAGAUCACGCCAUACGUGUUGCUGGACGGAGGCUCGGACCACACCGACAAGAAGCUGGAAACCUUGACGCUGAGAGCUGAGCGCCGGAUCAAGAAAGCCCAUCAGGCAGCGGUGGGUGGUGGGAAGGAGGAUGUCCUGCCAAAUCUGGCCAAGAUGGUGUUCAAACAGACGCUGGCCCGCCUGAAGGUCAAAGUGGCCCAGUGCUUCGGAGAGGCCGACCAGGAGAUCGCUGCCCUGGCCAGAGAGUGGAGGUGCCCGGUGCUUUCCAACGACAGCGACUUCUACAUUUUCGACCUCCCAGACGGGCUGCUGCCCAUUGCUCAUUUCAAGUGGGAGGCGGUGGAGCGGAGCGGCUCGCAGCGCUACAUCCCCUGUAAGAGCUACAACGCCUCCAGCUUCUGCAUCGUCUUCGACAUCCAGCCCCGGCUCCUGCCCGCCUUCGCCGCCUUGGCCGGGAACGACUACGUGAAGAUGCGGAGGACGGAGUCGUCCGUCGACUGGGCUCAGUUUGACCCGGGACGCAGUGAGAAAUCAAGCUACCUGGAGGGGCUGCUCUGGUGGUUGCGGGACUUCCGGGAACCUCGGGAGGCCCUGGAGGCGGCGGUGGGGCUGCUGGGAGAAGUGAGCAGGAAGAAAAAGGAAGAGGUGUUGCAGAGCCUGACUCAGGGGAUGGAGGAGUACCAGGUGCAGCCCAGCUCCCUGAAGAGUUUCUUCAUCAACGGGACAGCACCUCCGUUCGCAGCAGUAGAAAAAGUGGCUGGUCUUAUCCCAGACUGGAUCCGGCUGCCUCUGACGCAGGCCCGGCUGACCGGAGACAUCCUGGACGUGCUGCAGCUGCAGAGGAUGAGCCUCAGCAUCUCCGUGGACCACAGAGACGUGCCCAGCGCCAACCUGACCUCCAGGCCGCUCCGCCAGGUGAUGUACGGGCUGCUGCUGGGCGGGGCGAAGCCGCUCCAGGUGGAGGAGAGAGACCGGGAAGGCCUCCGGCUGAAAAUCGUCCCGGUGCUACCGGCCUUCAGAGGGGUGGCUCAGCCGCUGGUGCUCGGCUCGCUGAAUCAGGUGGAGCUCUCUGAGCGGCUGCAGGUGUUGCUGCAGGCUCUGGGGGUGACCGAGGCCCCUCUGAGCCGCCUGCCGUCUCAGCUGCGCCUCCCGGUGGCCGUCACCUGCUUCUGGCUGCAGAGAGCUGAGGUUCCUCAGGAGGAGAGGCUGGUGAAGCCGCUGCUGCUGUGGCUGAGUCACGGAGACCGUAUGAGAAGGAGUUCAGCUCUGCAGGCCGACAGUCAACGCUGUAAACGGAAGCUGGACUUGGCCGUGGCUCACGCCUUCAACCAGUGGCAGGCCUGCCUGAAGGACGCCGUCCACCUGAACCAGCUGCUGGGCUGCCCUCUACCCGAACCACAGAUCGCACGGUUGUAUGAGGGGACGCUCAUCCACCAUCUGGUCCACAGGAUGAGGGCAGGGGGAAGACUGAGGGCCUUCCUGAAGAGCGAUCGCUCCGCUCUGAGCCAGUACCGAACCAUGCUGUCCGUCGUCCACCAGAUUCAGUGUCGGGGACCGUCGACGCCCUCAGAGACGCGGAGGAAAGCGACGCAGCGGCAGCCGCUGGACGACGUGACCGCCAACCUGCAGCAGCUGUUCCUCCAGGACGAAGACGAGGAGACCUCGGACAGCGCCAGAGCACAGGAGGACCUACAUCUGGAUGAUCUGGUGUCGGUGAGAACUCGGUACAGAACCAAGGAGCGGUACAACCGGUGCAGCGACCCACAACUGGCCCGCAAAGCGGAUUGCAGGGGUCGGGACAUCCUCUGAGGACCAGAAGCCCGGCUCCAGCUCAGUGUCCCGCCUAUGAUGAACUAACGCCGUCCUGUAACAGACGUUUCAUGCUUGUCCUCUGCUGGUUUCGAUCCGACGACGUUUUAUUUUCUUUCCUCUCUUGCUGUGAUGAUUUAUUAUGAGCCGAAGCUUCUGUACCAGCCUGCAGCAGCGGAUUGGCGGGUUUUAACCGUAUUUAUAUUUGCUCUUGUUCUUUGUAUAGCAGCACUUUUAACUCUCCGCUUGUCUGAGAUGAUUGUUUUAACUGUAGAUACUCUGUGUGUAUCUGGCGUCUUUCAAUAUUUAUCAGCUGAUUUCUUAAAUUUCUUUUUACUUGUCGAGAUAAGAAAGAAAUACAAAGAAGUUCAUGUUAAAUCCAUUGUU
Molecule: messenger RNA, 2403 nt
Organism: Xiphias gladius (swordfish)
Lineage: Eukaryota; Metazoa; Chordata; Actinopteri; Istiophoriformes; Xiphiidae
Gene: aste1a
Product: asteroid homolog 1a
Exons: 6
Coding region: 1-2016 (671 amino acids)
Source: RefSeq, a predicted model, not a curated record